UCUCUGAAAGUCUCUUUGAGUCUUGUGCAGUGUGCGAGUGUGAAGUUUGUGAGGGAUUUCUUCGAUCCAGGAAUUUCGCCAGCAGCGAUCAAUCUAGUGGGUGGAAAUGGCAACAGUGACGACCCGCAGGCACAGGGUCCCGACUUGUGUGGAGUGCGGCACUCGGCAGAAUCCUUGCCAUGUCAAGGUAGUCGGGCCGACGCUAGGAUUUGUUGCGUUUGCGAUCGCGGCUGUGGUGGAGUGGCCCGUGGGAGCGAUCAUCUAUCCGUUUCGCCACUUCAAGGGGCGCAGGAUCAUGGGGCAUCCGGUGAGAGUGGUGUACCCGCGGGUUGCGAGUGCCAUUCCGUUCUAGAGCUAGAAUGUUCCAGAAAAAUGGAUUGUUUAUAUAAAAUGUAUGAUUAAUUGUUUUAUUUAGAUGGCGCAGUCUUAAUCCAA
Messenger RNA from Selaginella moellendorffii, 435 nucleotides. RefSeq lists its product as uncharacterized. Bases 107 to 352 code for a protein of 81 amino acids. The record is from RefSeq and is a predicted model, not a curated record. NCBI's taxonomy places the organism in Eukaryota, Viridiplantae, Streptophyta, Lycopodiopsida, Selaginellales, Selaginellaceae. The transcript has a single exon.